AUGUAUCCAAAAAAUAAGCCCCUGCCUCCGGAGGCCGCCGGACGCGCAGCGGAGCUUUCGAAUAGGAAUCCGCCACCAGUAAUCGUCGAGAGUAACUCAUCAUCGCGGACGAGGGCGUUUGCAUCGAGUGUUCCUCCGGCUCCACCCAUGCCCGUUGCACCAUGUGGCGAAAUAAAUGGAACCAGUUUGAUUCGCCAUACACCGGGGAACGACCUCUUACACCAGCACGCUUCCUUCAAUCAAACUGUCCCCGGAAAUAUUAUGAAUGCGCAGAGGUUAAGCCCCGUUGGAAGUGGGAGUUUUCAGAUGUCCAAUAAUAGCCUCUCCAGCAGCGUCCCGCACGGCCCUGGAGUUAUGGGACACCCAAUAAAACCAAUGUUUCCACCUUCGGUUCGUCCUCCACCGCCAUAUGCAGCGGUGUCGCCCAACUCGAGCGGGAUUAUAGAAGAACGGAUGUUGGACACAUUUGGCGGCACCCGCUCAUCGCAUUCCAUGACUUGGGGACGUCUAAACCAAACACCUCCGCCUCCCCCACCGCCACCCCCGCCGCCGUUCAUGGCUGAGCUUCCGCCUUAUCCCGAAGCCGCUGCCGCUGCAGUUCCUCCACCACACCGGUGGGCUCAUGGCAACGAUACGCUGGGAGGGCCUAAAGUUAAAAUAAAUGGAGAAUCUGCAGCUCACACCUCUCAAUCGGAUAAGAAUGGAGAAGUGCCUUCGACUGAAGUGGAGGGACGAAAGAGUGAAUCGGAUGUAUGUGGGGAAGGGAGCGAGUUGUUGUUGCAGCAGUACCGUUCCGAUGUGAGGUUUCUCACGAAGCUGGUUGUAGCCCUUUUAGAACGUAUGCAUCCUGCGAAUUCCUGUAUUUCGGGAACGAAAACGGAAGAUGUACAGAAGGAUGGUAGUGACAACUCCACGGCAGAAGACUCAAGUGCGGGUGAAGGUACUUCAUCGGCACUGAAAAAGCAACUGAGGGAGUUGGAAAAUGUUAUUACUCAGCUCCAGGCCAGGGAGGAGGCGGCGAUGUCUCCCAAUACUCAACGGCUAUUCGAUCGUGUUCUCUCCAUCCCGCAGUUGACUGCCCUCGCCUCUCGAGUGGGAGGUGCAAGUGGAGGGGCAUUAAUGCCACAUCGCAGUGUGAGUUCCUUUGGGGGAAGCGAUGAUGUUCUUUCACUUCGUGUCUCUUCAGAGGUGAAGGCAUAUAUGCGGGCGGUGGACUUUGAAACAACGCGGCCGUUGAUGUUAAACGUUGUUGUUGCAACGGACUCCGCUGCGAGCUCACGAACCCCCUCACGAACCACAUCACUACAAGGUGUAUCCGCUCCUUGUGCAAAGGAAGAGACUACAACCCCUUUGUAA
Messenger RNA from Trypanosoma brucei brucei TREU927, 1356 nucleotides. RefSeq lists its product as hypothetical. The coding region runs from base 1 to 1356 and encodes 451 amino acids. The transcript has a single exon. The record is from RefSeq and is a predicted model, not a curated record. Gene Ontology annotation, cellular component: actin filament; cytoplasm. Gene Ontology annotation, molecular function: actin binding; microtubule binding. Lineage: Eukaryota; Euglenozoa; Kinetoplastea; Trypanosomatida; Trypanosomatidae. Gene Ontology annotation, biological process: actin filament polymerization.